Lachancea nothofagi CBS 11611 is the source of this 1299-nucleotide messenger RNA. The record is from the annotation of a GenBank genome assembly. NCBI's taxonomy places the organism in Eukaryota, Fungi, Ascomycota, Saccharomycetes, Saccharomycetales, Saccharomycetaceae.
AUGGUAUAUGAAGCCAAGCCUUUUGACCCGCUCACUGUGAAAACCACAGGUAAAGACCGUGUGGCGUAUUUCUACGAUGCCGACGUUGGUUCUUUCAGCUACGGCUCUUCACAUCCGAUGAAACCACAUCGUAUCCGGAUGACACACUCACUAAUCAUGAAUUAUGGCCUCUAUAAGAAGAUGGAAAUAUACAGAGCCAAGCCAGCCACAAAGCAGGAGAUGUGUCAGUUUCAUUCCGACGAAUACAUCGAUUUUCUGUCGCGUGUAACGCCGGACAACCUAGAAAUGUUCCAAAAAGAGAGUGUCAAGUUCAACGUUGGUGAUGAUUGUCCUGUUUUUGAUGGGCUUUAUGAAUACUGUAGUAUAUCAGGAGGUGGUUCUAUGGAAGGUGCAGCGAGACUAAAUCGGGGCAAGUGUGACGUAGCGAUUAACUACGCCGGUGGCCUGCAUCAUGCAAAAAAGGCCGAAGCGUCUGGGUUCUGUUAUUUGAACGAUAUUGUUCUAGGAAUCAUCGAGCUUCUAAGGUAUCACCCAAGAGUACUAUAUAUUGAUAUCGACGUGCACCAUGGCGAUGGUGUAGAAGAAGCUUUCUACACAACUGACAGGGUCAUGACCUGUUCAUUUCACAAAUAUGGGGAGUUUUUUCCCGGUACGGGUGAGCUGCGAGAUACUGGAGUUGCCAAGGGUAAAAACUACUCUGUUAAUGUGCCACUGCGGGACGGUAUUGAUGACGCAACAUAUAAAUCGGUUUUCGAACCUGUGAUCGGAAAGAUCAUGGAAUGGUACCAACCAUCGGCAAUAGUCCUGCAGUGCGGUGGCGAUUCCCUGUCCGGUGAUCGACUGGGCUGUUUCAAUCUGUCAAUGCGUGGGCACGCUAACUGCGUGAGCUAUGUAAAAUCGUUCGGGAUACCUACCCUCGUGGUUGGUGGUGGAGGAUAUACCAUGAGAAACGUAGCCAGAACCUGGGCCUUCGAGACUGGCUUACUAAACAAUGUUAUUUUAGAUGAGGAGUUGCCUUACAACGACUACUACGAGUACUAUGGGCCGGACUAUCAACUUGAUGUCAGGCCUUCAAACAUGUUCAAUGUAAACACUCCCGAAUACCUCGACAAAGUGCUGACAGGCAUUUUUACUAAUUUGGAAAGUACCAAGUUUGCUCCAAGCGUUCAAAUGAACAAUGUCCCUCAUGAUCAGGAGGAUUUGGGGGAUGUCGAAGAAGACACUGAUGUUGCUAAGGACACCAGAGGUGGUUCCCAAUAUGCAAGGGAUCAGAUGAUUGAGAGAGAUGAUGAAUUCUAG